Ilyonectria robusta is the source of this 2092-nucleotide messenger RNA. RefSeq names its product major facilitator superfamily domain-containing protein. The record is from RefSeq and is a predicted model, not a curated record. Gene Ontology annotation, biological process: transmembrane transport. The coding region runs from base 260 to 1957 and encodes 565 amino acids. The transcript has 2 exons. Gene Ontology annotation, molecular function: transmembrane transporter activity. Lineage: Eukaryota; Fungi; Ascomycota; Sordariomycetes; Hypocreales; Nectriaceae.
GGGGACGUUGGCUCCCACGGCUUCACAGGGGUUUUAGGACCGAUAUCCACCCUCCAACAGACGACGCUAGGGACCAACCGCCGUCGUCAUGGCGAAGCUGGAAGCUGGCCACGCGGGAUUCGAAGCUCCGGUGAUCGGGAACAUCAGACGAGGGAAGUGUCGCCCGGUAACUUCCAGCAUGGGCUGCGUUGGAAACUCUUCCUCCUGACUUGACGAAUACAAUCGCCACUCGUGCAUUGAACCGGACGCCGCUGCAGAAAUGGGUUCGUCGUCGCGUCGCGUGGUUGACAAGCCAUCGUCGUCGUCUUCGUCGUCAACCGAAGAGACGCCUCUUCUCUCGGAACCACCGAAUAUCCCCCAGAAUGGAGAGAUGGCCAUCGCGAGGGCCUCGACCGAGGACUCUGACGUUGAAGCCCCAAAGCCACAGCCUGUGUCCUGGGCAUCCAUACCUCGAAAGGGCCAGCUGGCCAUCAUGGUCUUUGCACGAUUGGCCGAACCAUUGAGCGAGCGGUCGCUUACAUCGUACCUCUUCUAUCAGCUGAGGUGGCUCGAUCCAGCCCUGAAUGACUCGGAAAUCGCCAAGCGCGCCGGCUAUCUCACUGCUGUCUUUGCGGCUGCGCAGUGCCUCACGUCCAUGUGGUGGGGGCACGCCGCCGACAGUCCUCUCUUCGGCCGGAAACGCGUCUUGCUCAUCGGCCUCGUAGGCACGACCAUGUCUGCGAUUGGCAUGGGAUUCUCGACGUCCAUCUACUUUGUCUUCUUCUUCCGGUUUCUGGCUGGUGCGCUCAAUGGUAACAUCGGUGUGCUUAGAACCAUGGUGUCGGAGGUCAUUCUCGACAAACGAUAUCAAUCCCGCGCCUUUCUCCUCCUGCCAAUGUGCUUCAACGUCGGCGCCAUCAUCGGACCUCUCCUGAGCGGCUUCCUCGCGGAGCCUGUUACAUCGCUCCCUGGCAUUUUCGGACCUGGGUCUUUCUUUGGCGGCAAAGACGGCGUGGAAUGGAUGGCCAAAUUUCCUUAUGCGCUCCCCAACUUGUUCUCUGCUCUAAUCCUCAUCACCGCGGCCCUGGGUAUUAUCCUAGGACUUGACGAAACACAUCCGGUAUUGCGGCACAAGCCAGACCGUGGUCGACAACUUGGCAAAAUGCUCACGCAGAAGAUAUUGAGGAAGCGCGUAUCCGAUUAUUCCUAUGACCCACUUCAGAACGAGCUUGACGAUGAUGCGACCAUCUCAGUUCCAAUGGACGAUGAAGCCGAACAGACGCGACCCCAGAGAGACCAAAUCAAGGAGCGGCCAGCAUUCAGAUCGAUAUUUACGAGGAAUGUGUGCAUCACACUGCUUCAAUCGUUCCUGCAGUCUCUCCACGUCUCGGCAUUCAAUUCGGUCUUCUUCGUCCUCCUGCCAACACCAAGAGCAGACAACUCGAACGCCAGCUUGCCGUUCCGCUUCGCUGGUGGACUUGGACUUUCUAGCCAGAAGAUCGGCUUCGCGAAUACGAUUAUCGGCACCGUUGGGAUCCCUCUGCAGCUGUUUGUCUAUCCCCGAAUCAACGAUCGGCUCGGAGUUCUCGCGUCGUACCGUGCUUUCCUCCCGCUCAGCAUUGUGGCAUACUUCGUGUUGCCGUACCUUGUUCUGCUUCCAACGAAGGCUGCCGUUGUUUGGUCAUGCCUCACAGUUGUUUUGUCGAUCCAUGUUAUUUCUCGAGUCUUUUGUGGGCCAGCAACAAUGAUCUUGGUGAACGAGUCAGCACCAUCUCCUACACUGCUCGGCACAGUUCACGGGUUUGCUUCAAGCACCUCCAGCGCUGCUCGUAUCAUGGGACCGACUAUCGGUGGUUCAGUUCUCGGCUGGGGAUUAGAGCACAACUAUGUUGGAAUGCCGUUGUGGGGUAUGGCAAUUGUUGCCAUGGUAAAUUGGGUACUUCUGCUGUGGAUCAAGGAUGUGGAUAUGUUUCGUUGAUUAAGUGCGAUGGACAACAACCAAUAUUUAGACAUGCAUUGCAAAGUUCCUGUUUGAGUAGUGUUGGAGCGGCAUGUCAAAUGUACAGAAUACGUGGCAAAGUACUAUAAUAUGCAUCUUACCUAGUUGAAGUCA